GACAGCUCUGGCAAAACGGGAGGUGAUCGUGUGUGGAGGAACCAUUUCGUCUCCUCAAAUCCUCAUGCUGUCGGGUAUCGGUCCGGCCAGGCACCUGCAGGAGCACAAUAUCCCCGUCGUCGCUGACCUCCCGGGCGUGGGUCAGAACUUCCAAGACCACGCCUCCUUGUACGGCCUGACCUGGACCACCACCAAGGGCACGUCACUCAGCCUCCUCACGCUCGCCAACCCUUUCUCGCUGAAGGAGUACAUCUUCCGAAGACGAGGCCCCCUCUCGGCGCCCUACGCGAUCGAGGCCCACGCUUGGAUCCCGGCGGAGGAGGGAGACCCGCUGUGGCCCGAAGUGCAGUUCCUCUUCAUCGCUGGGACGUCGACGCUGGACAAGGGCAUCGCCAUUCCGGAUCUGAUUGGCUAUGAUAGGAAGCUCUACUACAAAUACUUCACGCCCAUCAUGGGUCAGGAAGGCUUCAGCAUAUCGCCCAUGCUGACGAGGGCCAAGUCUCGAGGCUCCAUCACCCUGCAGUCCAACAACCCUAAGGACCCCCCGGUGAUUGACCCUAACUACCUGAGUCACCCUGAUGACGUCAAGAAUAUCAUCCGAGGCAUCAAGUUUGCUCACGAAGUCGCUAAAACACCGGCCAUGCAGGAGUACGGGACACGCUUCCACGAUAAGCCUCUUCCCGGUUGCGAGCACGAGGUCUUCGCGACUGACGCCUACUGGGAGUGUUUCGCGCGGGCUUUCACCGGUCAGACGUACCACCCGGCCGGCACGUGCAAGAUGGGGCCCGUGAGCGAUCCUUACAGCGUCGUCGACCAUAGGCUCAGAGUCCGCGGCGUGUCCGGCCUCCGUGUGGUGGAUGCCUCUAUCAUGCCCCUAAUUGUCUCCACCAACACCAACGCCGCUUCUAUAAUGAUUGGGGAGCGAGGAGCAGAUUUUAUCAAGCAGGAAUGGGGUGUCGUCUAAUCCUGCGCGCUUCGUCAGCUGAUCCUGCGCGCUUCGUCAGCUGAUCCUGCGCGCUUCGUCAGCUGAUCCCGCGCGCUUCGUCAGCUGAUCCUGCGCGCUUCGUCAGCUGAUUCUGCGCGCUUCGUCAGCUGAUCCUGCGCGCGUCUCGUCCUGAUCCUGCGCGCUUCGUC
Messenger RNA from Penaeus vannamei (Pacific white shrimp), 1134 nucleotides. The record is from RefSeq and is a predicted model, not a curated record. NCBI's taxonomy places the organism in Eukaryota, Metazoa, Arthropoda, Malacostraca, Decapoda, Penaeidae.